Henningerozyma blattae CBS 6284 is the source of this 1377-nucleotide messenger RNA. It is a transcript of the gene ALG3, whose product is annotated as dolichyl-P-Man:Man(5)GlcNAc(2)-PP-dolichol alpha-1,3-mannosyltransferase. Gene Ontology annotation, cellular component: endoplasmic reticulum. Lineage: Eukaryota; Fungi; Ascomycota; Saccharomycetes; Saccharomycetales; Saccharomycetaceae. Gene Ontology annotation, molecular function: dol-P-Man:Man(5)GlcNAc(2)-PP-Dol alpha-1,3-mannosyltransferase activity. The transcript has a single exon. Bases 1 to 1377 code for a protein of 458 amino acids. The record is from RefSeq and is a predicted model, not a curated record.
AUGCCUGUUAGCAAUGAUAGAGGAAAUAAAACCAGUAAUAAUAGCGAGUUUAAGAGGCCUACUUUCACUCCCAUACAAGAUAUUAUUGCUGGGAUUAAAUAUCUAAUAUUUAAUAGUGAAGCAAACAAAAUUGUAAUCCCGGUUUUACUUCUUUUUGAAUCUAUAUUUUUAAAGUUAAUUAUUAAAAAUAUUCCAUAUACUGAAAUCGAUUAUGAAGCCUAUAUGGAACAGAUUGCAAUGAUUGAAAUUGAUCAUAACUUAAAUUAUUUAGAAAUUAGAGGCGGCACUGGGCCAUUAGUUUAUCCUGCUGGACAUGUAAUGCUAUUUAAAUUGAUGCACACGCUAACUAAUGGAAUGGAUAAUAUUAAGGAGGGACAAAUAAUCUUCAGGUAUCUUUAUUUAGUCACAUUAUUGUUACAAAUGUGUUGUUACUAUAUCUUAAAUAUUCCUCCAUGGUGUGUUGUUUUGGCAUGUAUUUCCAAAAGGUUACAUUCUAUUUAUGUUUUAAGAUUGUUUAAUGACUGUUUUACGACCUUUUUUAUGGUAUUAACUAUCUUUAUCUUUUUGCUUUCUUCCAAGCAAAAAUAUUCAGAUGCAAAAAAAUUGUUUUUCACAAUUUUAAGUUCAAUUACUUAUUCAAUCGCGGUUAGUAUCAAAAUGAAUGCAUUAUUAUACUUUCCGGCUGUUAUGAUCUCACUAUACCUGAUCAACGAGGGAAAUCUGGCGAAUACUAUUUUGAACUUCUUAAUAAUGCUUAUUUGGCAAAUAAUUGUAGCGUUACCAUUUCUAAAAGAGUAUCCAUAUGAAUACCUAAAAGGAUCUUUUAAUUUUGGAAGACAAUUUAUGUUUAAAUGGAGUAUUAAUUGGCAAUUCUUGGGGGGAAAACGUUUCCAUGAUAUAAGAUUUCAUUACUUAUUGUUAUUUUGUCAUAUAAUUAUUAUCUUAGUAAUCCUGUUACGAGAAUAUCCAAGAUUUUUUAAAGAUUUAUUAAUCUCUGCAAAACACCCCUUUGGAAAUUUGGAUAUGGCAGCAUAUCAGAAGAGGGAAAUAAUUUCAUAUACUCUAAUAACCUUUAACUUUACUGGCAUUAUUUUCUCUAGAUCGUUACACUACCAAUUUCUAUGCUGGUACCACUGGACUUUACCGAUAAUGAUCUUCUGGUCUCAACUACCGAUAUACGUAGGGCCCAUUUGGUAUAUUUUACACGAAUAUUGCUGGAAUUCAUACCCACCUAAUACAAGAUCUAGCACCCUUCUUAUCUGCUUGAACAUCUGGUUAUUAUUUUUAGUAUUACUAUUCCGUAAUAAUAUCCAUCAUUCUAAAGCUUUGAAAAGACACCAUACUCAAGAUAUUACUGAUCAGAAAAAGACUCAAUGA